Amaranthus tricolor (Joseph's coat) is the source of this 453-nucleotide messenger RNA. RefSeq lists its product as uncharacterized. The record is from RefSeq and is a predicted model, not a curated record. Lineage: Eukaryota; Viridiplantae; Streptophyta; Magnoliopsida; Caryophyllales; Amaranthaceae. The transcript has a single exon. The coding region runs from base 1 to 453 and encodes 150 amino acids.
AUGGAUCUUACCCGUCGAAAUUCGCCGGCUACACAAACCCCAACUCCGCCAAAGAGUAUGAAGAAGUCUUUAUCUAACGUCGGAGAAGUUGCCGGGGGAACAGCGGCGAAUUGUGCUGUAGUCACGUGUUGUUGCCCGUGCGUUAUGUUUGAGUGUAUACUUUUAGUCGUCUAUAAAGUUCCGGCGAGUAUUUUCCGGCGAAUAUGGCGGAAGAAACGACAAAAGAGAUUGAUAAAUAAAAAUGUAGGGUUUUUGAAAGAAGAAGAAAGCGGAUGUUCCAGUGUAGGUGAGGUAUACGAUAAGAGAUAUGUUGAUGAAGUAUCUGACGUUGAUUUGAAAGAGUUUGAGAUGAUUAAGGUUUCUAUUGAUGGAUCUGCGGUUGAAUUGGAUAAACAGAUGUGGGAUCGGUUUCAUAAUACAGGGUUUUGGAGAAGUCCUUCCCAGAGAGAUUAG